Molecule: messenger RNA, 724 nt
Organism: Hippocampus comes (tiger tail seahorse)
Lineage: Eukaryota; Metazoa; Chordata; Actinopteri; Syngnathiformes; Syngnathidae
Gene: c21h18orf32
Product: chromosome 21 C18orf32 homolog
Exons: 3
Coding region: 126-374 (82 amino acids)
Source: RefSeq, a predicted model, not a curated record
CAGCGGAAGUAGAUUAUGCGCAUGCGCAUUGGCUUCCGCCUUCUAGAUUGUUCGGUUUCUAUGACAGGAGCGCAGUGAGAGUUUGUGCUUUUCAUCUAUAAAAGGCCCGUAACUUGGCUGCAGCCAUGGUGUGCAUCCCCUGCAUUGUCAUCCCAGUUCUGUUGUGGGUCUACAAGAGGUUCCUGGAGCCCAUUCUCUACCCUUUCAUCUCGCCCAUCAUCAAUACAUUCUGGACCAAAAAAGCAGUGCAGGAAUCCGGCACAGGUGACACGGCUGUCGGUGAGAAGUGUAACGGGACAUCCAAGGAGCUCAACCACAAUGGGGACAUUACUGCCAAUGGAUCCACUGCAGCAGGCGAUAAGAAGACAGACUGAUCAUUCUGACUGGUUGUAGAUUGUUCUAUAGCAAAAACUAAUAAAACUGUAAAUAUUUUAAAUGUUGUAUUCAUAAUGUUCCAGAUGACAUGUAGUUUAUUGACUUUAUCACAGUAUUGUUAAAUAUUGCAGCUCUUAGCUAUUUUUUGACCGCAUCCACCCUGAUGUUGAAAUUAUUAAAAAAAAAAAAAAAAAAAGACUGUUCGAUAUGUAUCAAUUAUUAUUAUUUGAGACUUGUGAAAGGAAAACAUUCUAUUCUUGGACUAUUCUUAAUAAUUGUACAGCAUGUACUUUGUAUGCAGCGAUGGUUGUUUGAAAGUGCUCUAUAAAUACAGUUGAGUUGAGAUAAU